This is a messenger RNA of Amphiprion ocellaris (clown anemonefish), 4982 nucleotides long. It is a transcript of the gene txndc11, whose product is annotated as thioredoxin domain containing 11. The transcript is spliced from 13 exons. Bases 218 to 2803 code for a protein of 861 amino acids. The record is from RefSeq and is a predicted model, not a curated record. NCBI's taxonomy places the organism in Eukaryota, Metazoa, Chordata, Actinopteri, Pomacentridae.
UUGCGGAAGUGAAAAGUCUACGUGGGGAAGAAAGGUUGGUCUGACCGCGUUUGAACACUGUAUACACCAGCGGCACCGAUGUCCAAUCCAGGUUAGCUCCGUCCCCCGUCGAACCAGUCUUCCUCCCCGACCCCUCCUCCCCCCCCGUUGGGCAAAUGGACGCGUUGAGCGGCGAUCGGGGCGUAUAAAUGGGACGGAGAGCCGACGACAGGCGGUAAUGCUGCGCCGGGUGCGGCAGUCUCUCCGGCAGGUGCUGUUUCUGAUGGCCCGGAGACCGGACCUUCUCUGCGGAGCUAUCGUGCUCGGCGUCCUGCUCGUACUGGCUGUCAAGUUCACAUGCAGCCGUGCUAAGAAUGUGGUGGUACCAGCUCGGCCUCCGGUGCGGUUCUUCGCUGCUGAUGCCCCAGUAGUGGACCUUUACUUGGGUCAGCUGGACCAGGUGGAGCGUCUCAGGAGUGUGGCCGAAGUGUCUCUUAUUUUCUUCUAUGCACCGUGGUGUGCUCACUCUAUGGCUGCCCGGCAAGAAGUGCAACAGGUGGCUAAGAAGCUGGCCAAACAGGUGCAGUUUGUGGCUGUUAACUGCUGGUGGAGUCAGGGGAAAUGCAGGAGGUUAAACCGCUUCUAUCAGUACCCCGUCAUCCAUCUGUUUUAUAGGAGGUUUGGACCAAUAGAGUACAAAGGUCCAUUUGUGGCUCCAUAUGUGGAAAGUUUCAUCCUCAGAGUCAUCACACCACUGACUUACCUCCCAUCAAGAGCACAGCUUGAGGAGUUCCUCUCUUAUCACGAGUCUCGAGUGGUGGGCUUCUUCCAGUUUCACUCUUCUCCUCAGCCUCCUGGGUACAUGACAUAUCUGUCCUCUGCCCUGCAGGCCCUUAAAAGGGAUUUCCGUGGUGUUGUGCGUUUUGGGGUUGUGACCAACAAGCAGGUGGCAGAGGCCAUCUCACUAAGAGAAGAUGAAACCGUUUACCUCCACAGAAGAUUUAAUUCUUCUUUGAUUUUCCCUAGAAGAGAACGUAACUUCACAUCAGAGGCCAUCUGUAGUUGGGUGUUUGAACACCAUGAGACCAUCCUCCAGUGGCUGCAGCCUCCAGGAACAAAGUCUCGCCUGCUGGAACAGGAGCUGACUAAAGGCCCUGCACUGCUGCUAUUCCUGCCACACAAUCCGCUGGGCUCCAAGCCGAGUUCUCUACUACAGCAGGUUGCAGACAUUGCUGUGCGUUAUCAUUCCUGUGACAACAGUAAGCACUGGACCUUGGAUGGUUUCACUUCCCGCUCACUGUGCUGCCAGUCAGUUGCUCUCCCGGAGUCGAGCACAAGUGUGUGUGAGGUGUGCCUCAGCUCAUCACGGCCGAGCCUCGCCGCCUCGUCUGUUCGCUGCUCGUUCCCUUCCACGUCUCAGGGCAGAGACGUGUUGCAGAAUUAUCUCAGACACUGCUGCCUCCACCAACUACUUCCCCCCAUCUCCAUAGAUACUGCAACCUCAAUGGGCUGUAGCAAUUUUCUGAACAGCUACAGCCCGUUUAGUCAAUACAGUGCCUGCUGCAGAAAAAUAGAACCUCAACUCAACGAAUCACAAGCCAAAGAGGAGCCAGAAAUGCAAAGAGUUCCCCUAACGCCUCCUUCUACUCCGAUCCCUCUGUCUGCUGCCUCUGAGCAGGAGGGAGACGGCAUCACAGGACUCUGGUGUCAGACCAACAGGACACUCAGGUUUUAUGUGCUGGACGUUGCUCUGAACUGGCCUCUGGCUGUGAGGCUCGGAGCAUCAGGAACCACAAAUGCUUCUCUUCACCAGGAUGCUCAUCCACAAGGUGAUGGCUCAUUUGCAGCUAUUGUGAACCUGAAGGAUGAGGUUCAUUACGUUCUCCACCGCAGCCCAGCAGCCACGCUGACAGAGUCUCUGGAGGCCUUCAUCAGGAACUUCAGUGCUCCAUACAGCGUCUUGCAGAGACACUUGGUUGGAGACGAGGACAGGAGGGGAGCUGAGCAGGAGGCCAAGCGUCCAGCUGAACACCAGCACUCACCUCCAGGCCUCCUCAUCACAGAACUGACCACCUCCACCUUCCUGCCGUCCGUCAUGGACAUCCACAAGGAUGUGCUGCUGUUUUACUACACUCAGUGGUGUGGAUUCUGCUCCGUUCUCAACCACAUCAUCAUCCAGCUGGCCAGAUUAUUACAGGGAAACAGCACUAUCACUGUGGCCAGGGUGAAUGUUGCACGUAAUGACCUUCCCUGGGAGUUCAUGGUGGAUCAUGUUCCCUCAGUUCUUCUCUUUCCCAAAUACAGAAAACAUCUUAGCGUGAAGUUUCCUGACGACCUUCCCAUCACGUUACCAAACCUCCUUCGCUUCAUCCUGCAGCAUUCCGGCUCGCUGCAUUAUACAGACAAACCAUCUGUCGAGGCUGAGAGUCCAGGACUCAGCGCCGUCCUCCGUGCAGAGUUUCUGACCCUCCAGCGUGAAGUCCAAGCACUGCAUCGCGCCCGUGAACUUCUCUCCCAACAGCUGUCGCAGCUCUGGCGCGACAAUCGACAACUGACAUUUGACGCUCGCAGCUUGGAAGCAGAGAACGCAGAGCUGCAGCGAGAGCGGCGGAGUUUAGAGGAGCAGCACCGGGAGAAAAGCCGGCAGCUCGAGGAGGCGGUGGGGCGGCUGCAGGAGCUGGCAGACGCUUCUGAAAACCUGCUGAAUGAGAACACACUGCUCAGGGUCCUGCUGAGGGCGCUGAAGGACAGGACAGAGGCUAGAGAGCAAGCCGAGGUGGAGAGAAAAGAGGCAGAACUGAAAAGAAGCCAUAUGGCCUCCUGAGCACAAGUCUGCAGGGAAUCCUGAGAAAGACGCAUAGAGAGGAGGAGAGAGGAAACUGGGCCAGGAAAUGAAGGAAGAACUGAAGUGGAAGAGGUAAAAACCUGUGGUUAGACCUGAGAUGUGGUGAAACAGGAGGAAAAUGAAGCUGCAAUGAGGUGAUGGUGUAAAACCCAAAGGGUAACAACCCAGUAAAUUUCCUCAUGAGAGGAAAUGAGGAUGACGGCAGAUAAUGUGCCGUAAAACCCUGCUGCUCAAUCAGGACUGUAAGGAAGGAAACACGGUGAAUAUGCAGCGACGAGAAACUGCUAAGGCAGAAUACUCCAAAGUGCUGUGAUGAUGUGAGCUUAUUCAAUCUUAGAAACACACUAGUUUUGGAAUUUCGUACUAAGUGUCAAAUUUAAACUUCUCAGCUCGGAUGCUUUGCUUGCAAAGAUUUAAUAUUUGUUUAAGUGUGAAGAAAUAACCUGAGAAAACCAACUACAUGAACCCUGCAGCCAAAUUAUGCUUAUUUACUGUAAACCUUUAUUUAAAAGAUAGUGUGUUAUAAAUACAUCUGAGUCCUGAGGCACAAACUAAUAACGGCUGGAUUAUAGAACCACCUGUAGCCCACAACAGUGGAUCACAUGGUCAGUAUAAUGUCCAUUCGUAGAGCACUGAUUUGAUUAGUACAAUGACAGUUUAUUUAUACUCACUGCUCUCAGUUUAAUAAAUUCCAGCCACACUCCUAAUUAUGUUAUUCCAUCUCAAAUCAUCAGAGGCCUUCUGCUCCACCAGCUGAUUUGCUUUUUACUGUUUGUUGUCAUAAACUAUGGACAGUUAAAAAAAAGUAUGUGUGAAAUAUGUGAUAUUUUAAACACUUUCCAAGAUCUGCUUGUCCAGUAUUGCAGAUUGUGAAUCAAUGGCAUGAUAAGGAAGUGAAGUCAGGCCUUUUCCGUUAUUAGAGAUACUAGUAUUCAAACAGCCACAAGUUUCAAAGUGUGAAAAAAACAUGCUGAAAGUGAGUCUACAAGCAAUUUGUCCUGUAAAGUAUUUGAUAUAUGAAGGUACAUUUUCACAGAUAUCUUUUUAAAUGUUAAUAUUUUAUGCUAUCAAAAUUUCUGGCAAACCUGAGAUUGUCAAGCAGAAAUUGUUCUGAAAUUCUGAGGAUUUUAGAUGGAAUGAAUAAUAUGAAAACAUAUGAAUCGUGGAAGAAAGGCCACAGUACUUCAUGUUAUCUUUGCUUAAAAGAAAAGACAAAAUGGAACGCCUGGAGUGUCAGUACUGGUGGAACAAGUGCUGAUGAAAUGGAUAUUAUAUCAUCAGUAUUGGAACAUGGAGGGUGAUUUGCAGGAACUUUGGAAGAAGAGAAAUCAGAAGUAAACACCUGGUUUUCUCUGCACCGGAGAGAAUUCACAGUUUACACUCUAAUAAUGGAGAGAUGGGUGCAUGGUGAUCUGUUUUUUGUUUUGGUUUUUUGGUAGCGGUUUGUUCUACAGGUUUAUUUUACUAACUUUAUGGAAACUUCUGCCAUAGUUUUCUAGAAAAAUGUGGUAUUUUGCUGAUUUUAAUGCAUUAUCCAUACACUUUGUGAUUGGCAACAUUUAGCUGCAUAUUAGUUAUAUUUUUACAUUUUUACAUUGGAAAAUCUCAUAGUUAUUAAAAUUUCAUACACAGCAGUUCUACGUAAAAACAUGUCAAUCUAACGUGGUGGACACUGACGUCAGUUUGUUCACUGUUCUCCACAUUAACUGUAAUGAACAACUGUAGCACCUGACACUUUCUCCAUACCAAUCUGUAAUUGCCUCCCUCUUAAUAUCUCCUAAUAUCUGCAGAAAUUAUGAGUAAGGAGUCCACAGUGUUAGCUGUGGAACCUAAAUCUCUGCUUUUAAAUAAAGUGUUGUACUAGUGCUGUAGGAUUUGGCUGCAGGGACGGAGGGCUACUAAUGAAGCUGAGAAGUUAUUUAAUAGUGAGCGUGACAAAUGCUCGUUUGACCUUAAGCACUUGAAAUAAUCAACAAGAUUUUUUUGUUUGUUUUGAAGGGGAAAUAGUUGUUUUGUUAAACUGAUCUAUUUUUACAGGAAUCAUUGAGUCACUAAAAUAUUUCUAUGUAACUCUUCAGGUAUUAAGAAUGAGAUGCUGCAAUUGUUUACAUGUGAAAUAUUGCACCGGUUUUUACUGAUUAAAAGUCUUUCAUCUUAA